GUGUAAGUUAAAUGUAAAACUACGGAUAUUGUGUUUUGUGUCGUACAAAAAAUACCAAACCCUUUAAACGCCGGGGCAGUGCCGCCAGUGUAUGAGGUCGUAUCGUGUCGUAUAUGGGAGAGAGCAAAGUCUAACCGGUCCAGCUGCCACGGUUUGGCUGAUGCGGUCGUCAGGACCAGUUAAAACAUAAAACAGAAUGAGACAACAAAAUAAAGCAGCUUGACAUCAUGCGGUUAAUUAUUUCACAUCCCAUGAUGAGAGGGUAAUAAUACUGCAUUGAUGACCCUUUUGCGUCGUAAACUUUAAAUUAAUGAACAACCGUUGUGCUGUGCAUUAAAAUCUUUAGCCAGAUUUGCGUGUACAGAUUUUACGUGAAGCGCUUUCACGAGUUGCAGUAACGAGCUUUGAAUGUGCGAUGAAAUUCCGAAAGACUGAAAUGCAAUAUUUUUUAAGGUUGAACAAAACGAUGAAAGCACUCAACGAUAAUUGGUGUCUGACGAUUAUCGGUCAGUAAUAUAUCUAAUGAUAAGCUGACAUAACAAGUAAAAGCAUGUGACUGCAAAUUGUCGAAUUAGUAUUUUGAAGAAACACACUUGAAACGCACUUUUUAUGCCGAAUAUCACUUCCUGUUUCCAUCGUUUUGCUUUCAAAUUGGGGUGAAUGUUUUUGUUUACGAUUUUCCAAAACGCACUCAGACAGCCAAUUGUACUUUAUAUAAUCCAUAAUGCUCCUUUAUAUUUUAAAUGCAGAGGUAUAUCCUGCUUCAUAAAUGCCAAACCAUGUCUACCGGAGUCUCAAUCCGUUCGCAGGCACCGCCGCAUUUUGUAUUGGUAAAGAGUUGAUCUUUUUGAUAUUGAAACUGAUGUUAAAACCAGUUGAUUUACCAGCAUAAAAUUGCCAUCAAGUUAGUGAUUGGGGAAAAAACUUUUCAAUAUUUAUUUGAAAUGAGUUUCGACGUGACCAAUUUAUCAGAGAUUUGGUGAUAAAGUCUGAAGUGCCAGAGUUGCUACGUCACAAACCACAGUGAGCAACACCGACUGUGUGUUUACAUGGCAAGUAUUUCCUCAUAUAUUAUACAACAAGUCCAUGGUCGUUGGUAGUGUCCUCUUCAUUUAGUUGCGCUAACACGCUCCCCAAACAAGGCAUAGUCAAGGACCCGAUCCCCCUUGCCAUCGCGUCAAAUUAACGGCCUGGACCGUCCAGCCAACAACAGAAUCUCCAGGAGAUGUUUUCCGUCCAGGGAAAUUAAGGAAUACUAUCAUCUCGCUAAAUCAGUGGAGUUGUAUGUAGUUUUGAUUGCCAGAUACUGAUGGUUGGAAUUGCACAGCGGCAACGUAAAUAAUAUUAGCUAGAAAUGCGUACCUUAUAGGCUGACAUUACGAUAGUUGAGUAUUCACCAAUGAGUGCCAUCGUUUCUUCAAAUAACUGAUUGAUCUAUCAACAAAGUCUGACUUCUAUAACAAUGCAACGUGCCUCGUCUUGUAAUGAGGUACUUCCAUGGUGCAAAGUCAGCACGAACUACCGAUAAUGACAUUGAGUGAAGUCGCUACGACAUUGACCACGUCCGAAAACCACAGUUAUUGGUGUGUAUCGAGCUGCUGCAAAGCUGGAUAAAUACGGUGGGGAAAUUUUUUUAACGCAAAUACACGAGGCUGAGUCUACGCUGGAAAGAGCGGGGACUAUUCUCGGUGUGAGGUUGUGAGGAGCAGAGCCAAGAGAAUGCUAGCUAUGGAUGAGAACGGGACAUUGCCAGUAGAUACAGGUAUGUAGUGAUGUGAUUGUGUAACUGUAUCAAUUUCACUCUGGAUGGAUUGCAGUAUAUAGGCCCAAGUUUUUUGCUGAUUGUUUUGUUCGAAUUCCCUCAUUGUUUGUUUAUCGGGGGUCUUUGUUUGUGUGUUGGGAUUUGUUUGUUUGUUGGUUGGGGUUUGUUUGUUUGUUGUUUGUUUUGUUCGCCAUUUUGUAUUUAUUUGUUUAUUUGUUUGUUUGUUUUUGUUUGGGGGAGCUGUUUGCAUUGAGAACGCAAGGCAGACGCUAUACAAUUGGCUUUUCUAAGUUUUUGCUUGAACCAGAACGAUUUAGUAGAUUGGGAUUUGAAUUUGUAAACGCCGGAUUAACGUGCCGGUGCUUUACCUACUGAGCUAUCUAAAUAGAAUCACGAUGUUGGCGGUCUCCCUAUUUUGUCAAUAGUUGUUCAUGUAUCUGUGUUGGGGUGCCAGUCGUUAACACAACCGUUAACCGCCGUAUAGCGAGGGACCACACCCAAGUUUACGAUACACCAUGGGAAGCGGCACCAAGUUGUUUGUUGUCAAAAUCUGCAAAAAUGCGAACUGACAUUUAAAACUUCACAUUUCUUUUCAUAGACCCAACGGAUUACCACAAUUGCAGCGGUGUUUCAGUCACUCUCUCCCCGUGUUUAUCUGAGACAGAGUGGUACAAUUCAACCUCGUGUCUAUGCCAGACGUUCCCUUUGAAUUAUCUAGACCUUCUCGACCCGGCAGGAAUAGUCUUUCUCUCCGUUGCAAUCUUCAGCACCUUGCUGGAUAUCUUCGUUGUGGUCGUCUUCAUCCGAUUCAGAUAUACACCCAUCGUCAAAGCAGCCAAUCGGGAACUGAGUUUCCUAUUGCUGUUUGUACUCCUAAUCUCAUUCAUGUUUCCAUUGAUUCACAUUGGUCUUGUUGAGCAAUGGCGAUGCCAGGUCCAGGCCUGGCUUGAAGGACCAUUGUCUACCUGUAUGUAUGCCAUCUUCCUGAUCAAAACCCACCGAGUACUGAGCAUCUUCGAAGCCCGUCUCCCUAAGGUGGUGCACCGGCAGUGGAUCCUUGGGAGUAAUCUCCAACUAGUCGGAGUUUUGUUACUGACACUUGUCCAGCUUAUAAUAGUCGCCAUAUUUGUAAAUAUCUUCAGUCCGUCGGUGGAAUACAUGACCGACCCAGAGUUGAAGAAAACGUACGCACAAUGCAAGUCUGACGCCACUGCUGAUAUUAUUAUGUCAGCCUAUCCAACACUGCUUACCAUACUGUGUUUCUGUUUCGCGUUCCGUGCACGUCGCCUACCUGAGAACUACGGCGAAUCACGGCACAUCCUAGCUAACAUGGCCGUCAAUUUGACCGUGUACUUCACGUCCUUCGGUUUGAAGCAGGUCUACCAGGGCAAGGCCAAGACCAUCGUGGGGAAUGUGUUCCUCAGCGUGUCUCCCCUUGCUGGACUAGUGCUGUUAUUUGUCCCUAAGGUGUGGAUCAUCCUGAUCCGUCCGGAGCGUAACACGGUGCAGGAGCUUAGGCGAAUGACUCUUGCUCACAUGCAGAGGCAGUCCGAGUUCUCACCGGACACCGAUGGCAAUGUCCGAGGAGAGGAGAGGAAGAAGCCAGGGGAAGACACCCGUCCCAAGUCUCUACUACGGCGAGGAAAAAGUGGCUCCAUCACCAACAAACACCCCAACGAGAACGGACUGCCCGGAAACGGCAGCAAGAAAUCAAUACACAGUGUUGACAAUGGAAAUAUGAACUCAAAAAAAGGAAAUUGUGAGGUGAACCCUUCUGAUGACGAUGGAGAUAAAUCACACAACAAGACUCUCAGUAAAGUCCCCGCAGUGGAAAAUUCCACUGACCGUCGAAACGUAGACUUACCCCAAAGAAAGGGAACUAAACACGGCCUGCAAAAACGCUCAAGCAGUCUCUUUGUCAUCCAGAUAUUGGAUGACAUCGAGGAAAAACAAAACGAGGAAUCCUUGAAAGUUCGGACAGUCGCUGGCGACCAUCCACUGAAUUUCAGCCUCCAUGAAAGCGAGAAUGAAAAGGAGUUAGAGGGUGAUAUGUUUGUGGUAUCAAUGUUAGGCAGGACUCUGACUUUGAAAGUUGACGACCGGGAUGCCGUGGGAAUUCCUCAGACACUCGGAGGGGUGUAUGUUGGAUGCAAAACCAAUGGGACAUCUUGUGUACGAGAAACGGUAGACAGUGACCCCAUUAUAAACGAUGAAAAUGAUGGCAAACAGAACCAAACUUUAGUAAUUGCCAAAGAGCAAAGCGAAGGCCAGGAGGGCUAUGGCGGCAAGACUUGUUCUGACGCCCAACGUGUUAACAACAUCAGUGCUCCUGAUGGAAAACAAGAGUUGGGUCCUGCCGUCGGAUUUGUAGACGUAUUUCAAGACGUCAAUGACGCGAAUCUCAACAAACACCUCUCCACUACAGACACUUUUGAAACAUCUGAUUACGUCGAAAGCCCUAGUUCGGACUGCACCUUUAAUGCUGAAACCGAUACCAAUGGAAAACAUAUCGUGCCUACGAUCAAUCCUAGUUCCCAAUCAAACCAGGAACCAAAAGUUCCCGUGAUAAAAGGGGAGAAAAACGCGGUUUCUGACGAUGUCUGGUUUGAAGAUUACACUUCAAAAAUACCACAAAGAAAUUUAACUUUCCAAGUUGGAGAAGAAGACAGUAGUUCUGAAUCUCAACUCCACAUUCUUGAGAUGAAUGACAUAUUGAUCCAAAUGGAGUUAAUAAAUCCAAGUGGCAUACACGAAGCUCGUGAUCUGGCUGAAAACACAAAACCGCAAUUGGGUAAUUUUCUAACUGAUGAAGACACAGAGCUUUAGUAGUCAGAAGUGCUCAAAUUUAUAGGGUUGUUCAAGCUAAAAACAUUUACUGCUGUGCAAAAAUUGAAAGGAUACCAGUCAUAUAGACUGUUCAUUGGAAAUUGUAUUUUGGCUGGUAACCGUAUUCUGGUAAGCAUAAUUUUGCUGUACUUAGGUACUUUAAAGCUCAAUAAAAUUGGCCUGGUCAAAUCCUUUUAAGAAAAGAUAAGUAGAUAUCAAUCUACCUGAGUAUACUGUAUUUAUCAUUCUGAGAUAAGGUCACAUUGUCAAGUUUCUAGAUAUUGGGAUGUGAACGAAAUCAAGUUUGGAACCUUUUGUUUUAAAUGUAAAUUAUAUGCCUUAGUAUACCCUUGAUUCGAAACUGUAAUGUGCAAUUUUGAAAAAGUAUUUGUGUUACAAUAUGUAACCAUGUCUUUCAUUCCAUUCAGUUACAAAGGACCAAAUUAUUGUAUUUGACACUGAGAACAAAUUGCAUAAAAUAUAUGAAGGAGUUCGUUGCCAGAAUGGCUUCUAAAACUUCUGGUUCAGAGUUGAUCCACCAGGGGGUCACAAUAGAUCCACCCGGGGGUCAGAAUCAAUCCACCAGGGGGUAAGAGUUGAUCGGCCAGGGGUCGGAAUCGAUCAAACAUGGGUUAAGAACCGAUCCGCACCGGAGUCAGAGUUGAUAAACCAGGGGUCAGAAUCGAUCAGCCAGGGGGUCAGAAUAGACUGCCGAAGGGUCAGAAUCAAUCCGCCAGGGGGUCAGAGUUGAUCAGCCAGGGGUCAGAAUCAAUCCGCCAGGGGGCCAGAGUUGAUCAGCCAGGGGUCAGAAUCAAUCCGCCAGGGGGUCAGAGUUGAUCAGCCAGGGGUCAGAAUCAAUUCGCCAAGUCUUGUGGGGCCUCAACAAUUUCUUGUAAGAACAUGUUGAACCAGGAAUGCAGAAUGCAAGUUCAAAUCCCAUUGUAACCACUUUCCGGGUCAGCUUGAUCCAGAAAUGAGUCAGACCCCCUGGGAUCAGGGGUUGAUUUCACAAAGAUAGUCCCUACUUUAGGACUAGUCCUUACUUAGGGCUUGUCCUAGGACUCUUUAGGAGUUAUUAAUGAUGAUAGUCAUAUGUUAGUAGCUCAUCCUAACUCGAGAUCAAACUACUCUUUUGAAAUUCAUCCAAGCAGUCUUGAUCUUGACCUAGACAUUUUUUAGAGUGUAUAGUUUAUAUAGUAUGAUAGGUACUUCAAUGUGACACAGAAGCUCGAUAUGUCAUAGAAUAUUUUGGAAACAAUGGCUAGAGCCUCGAUUUGUGCACCGCCUGUUUAAAGUACUGUAGCGAAAGUUCAUGUUUUCAAAUGAAGAAGCCCAAGCAAGAGCUGCAGCCAGAGUCGCAGUGUAGGUUUUGGUUUUGAAACCGCUGUGUAUUAUAUUAGUACAUAUGUCUCAUGUUAUGACAUGUUUGUACAUGAUAAUAUAUUUAUCAAAUUUUACCAGAUAACCAUCAAGUAUUUAUGUACAUUUUAACAUUCACACAUAUUUUGUCAUCGCUUUUCACAAAGCAAGAAGUAAUACUCGCUUUGCUAUUGAAAAUCUACAUACAAAUUGUUUUAGUUCCGCAGUUUAUAUGCUUAAA
Asterias rubens (European starfish) is the source of this 6188-nucleotide messenger RNA. Its product is annotated as extracellular calcium-sensing receptor-like. Gene Ontology annotation, cellular component: membrane. Gene Ontology annotation, molecular function: G protein-coupled receptor activity. Lineage: Eukaryota; Metazoa; Echinodermata; Asteroidea; Forcipulatida; Asteriidae. The coding region runs from base 2648 to 4588 and encodes 646 amino acids. The transcript is spliced from 2 exons. Gene Ontology annotation, biological process: G protein-coupled receptor signaling pathway. The record is from RefSeq and is a predicted model, not a curated record.